UUAUAUAUAUUAUAUAAUUGAAGCCGCUGCCUUGGAACGUCUCUCUGUCUAUGCUUAAAACAAUCUAUUUGGUGUGACCGCCAUGAAAGGUUUUUAUUGGGAGGCCUAUAUUUUCUUCUGAAAGUCUGAAUCUCAGAUAGCUUCAAGCCUUUUCAAUCCUUGUAUUCUUACUAUCAUGACACUGAAAAGAGUAGCAUCUCAUGAGGUUUUUGGUUGCCGGCUAGUUAGCCGGGCCAAAUCUCCGGUUGUCACUGUAAUUCUAUUUGCUCUUCUGAUAUUUUUCAUGUUUGCAGACAGUAUCGUUUCCAACAUAUCGCUGCAAUCGGCUGCCUUCGAUGAAAAAGAAGACUCUGAGGUUUUACAGGCUCGAAAAGUUAUAAGAAAAAUCAAGUCGGACGUUUCUGCUGUACAAUUGGAUGUUUUUACACGGAGAAAGAUCAUUAAUGUUGAUAGUGAACAUCAUGAUUCUCUACUUUCUUCCUCGGUUGUUAGAGAAGAACAGGGAACAGGGCGGCUCAGGAGAAAACUGCCAGAAUAUGAGAUUUUCUGGUCAGACGAAUUGACAAAGAAGUUCCACGGUCGAGUUCUGGAAUUCUUCAACCCAAAGUGUGAAGUUCAAUUCUUCAUGACAUGGAUUUCAACAGUAGGGUCCUUUGGAAGAAGGGAAAUGUUAUCUGUGGAAAGUGUCUUCAAAGCCCAUCCUCAUGGUUGCUUAAUGAUUCUAUCAAGAAACAUGGACUCCGUAAAUGGGUACCGGAUCCUGAAACCGCUGCUUGAUCGUGGCUUCAAAGUGCUUGCUGUUACGCCAGACAUGCCAUUUCUGCUCAAGAAUACACCAGCUGAAGCUUGGUUUGAUGCUAUCAAGAGUGGGAAAAAGGACCCUGGUGAGAUUCCACUGGCUCAGAAUCUAUCUAAUUUAAUGAGACUUGCAGUUUUGUAUAAGUAUGGAGGGGUUUACCUGGACACGGAUUUCAUCGUCCUGAAAAGUUUCAAAGGUCUGAAGAAUACAAUCGGAGCACAAAGUAUCCAUGCCGUGUCCAAGAACUGGACAAGAUUGAACAAUGCAGUUCUGGUCUUUGACAUGAACCAUCCACUCCUAUUCAAGUUCAUAGAGGAAUUCGCUUCCACCUUUGACGGAAACAAAUGGGGCCACAAUGGGCCCUACAUGGUUUCCAGGGUAGUUCACAGAGUAGAAGGAAGACCUGGGUAUAACUUUACCAUCUUGCCACCAAUGGCCUUUUACCCUGUUGAUUGGAUUAAAAUAGGCAGCCUUUUUAAGAUGCCCAACACCCGGGCUGACUCAAGAUGGGUUGAAGCUAAGCUGCUACAGCUAACCAGGGAAACUUAUGGAGUACACCUUUGGAACAAGCAAAGUAGCAAAUUAAUGGUUGAACAAGGAAGUGUGAUGGGAAGAUUAAUAUCAGAGAACUGUGUCUUGUGUCAACACAUAUAUAGUUCUGAAAAGUAAGAUUUCCAUCCUGAAGAUAGCCAAUCAAAAUAGACUCUCCUCUGGCAAAACUGCAGGGUAACAAAUUGUAAGUUCCUUCUGUUUUAAGUGUCAAAAUUUUGUAUAGUCUGUUGCUUGAAAAGCCCCCCAAUUACAGGGAUGUGAUUUUUGUUUCUUUCCUAGACUUCCUUUGGUUGUCUGAUUCCAUUUUUUUAUUCUGUAAAUUAAAUAUGAAUCAGGUACAGUGAACAAGAAAAAAGAAAAGAAAGAGUUCUGAAUUUUUCCUUGAUGCAAUUGUAAUUUCAUCGGUAAAUGAUUGCUUACUUUGAUUGCAAAAGCUAUUGAGUAAUAUCAGAACAUUCUACCACAAAUUAUAAUCCUAAGUCUUCUCAAUCUCAACCUGAACCUAAAUCCUGUACAUCUCCAUAGACCAAAUCCUGGCAGCCUCCUAAAUGACUUUUUCCUGGUCAAUCUAUGGUUACCAUUUUUUGUUCUCGUAUUCCUGAAGCUAAAGUCUUUUUCCAUAAAACUACCAUCUGAAGCAAAACCACUUGGGGUACCAGUCUCAAAACUAUGAAAGGGUCCAGUCUGCUUGAUGGAUUCCCAUGGAUCCUGUACUUCACCAUCUGUAUCGCUUCCCCACAGGGGUACAGACUUUGUCAUGGGUGAGCCGCUGUAAUCUUCAAAAUGGGUUAACAAACUGAAGAAACAGAGGAACUGGAAGCAGCUGAGGAAGACAGGGAAGAUGAUGAAGAUGAAGACCAAUACAAAGAUUUCUGAUACUGAAUAAUCCGUCUGAUACUUUCCUUCUCAACUUCUGAAUUGAUGAAACAAGGGUUCUCUUCA
Molecule: messenger RNA, 2293 nt
Organism: Theobroma umbraticum
Lineage: Eukaryota; Viridiplantae; Streptophyta; Magnoliopsida; Malvales; Malvaceae
Source: RefSeq, a predicted model, not a curated record